GAAUUCGAAAGCAGUGGGGAAGUGAUGCUGGACCUAUCACAGCAUUGCUAACAGACAGCCUAUUACAGUAUUUAAUAAAAAACAGAAACAGCAUGCCUAUCAUAGGCUAAUAAAUCCUACCUCCUGCACGCUUUAAAAACAGUAAGAAGCAGCUUUAACGGAGCUUCAGAUAACUAAUUUCAAGCAUGGCUGUCUAGCGAGCCUGUCACUCCUAUUGUCCUUCCAAACUCUUUCAGACAUUUUGAGCAGGAAGUAUUAAAGCUAUGAGUUAGCAAGGGUUGUGACAUUAAUGGUCCAGAAAGGCUUUAGGCACAAGAGGUAAUGAUGAUUACUGGUGGCUAUUUGGAGGACUGCACUGGAUCGCUGUCAUUAAAAAUUAAGCGUGGCUUUUGAGGAAGAUGUGACAACUACCAGAGGUCUUUUCACCGUUCUUCCAGGACUUCCACCAUAAGGAAAGGAGCCCCUGGACCAACAUCGUCUAAGAUGUUUAUAUGGACCAGUGGCCGGACCUCUUCCUCUUACAGACAUGAUGAGAAAAGAAACAUUUACCAAAAAAUCAGGGACCAUGACCUCCUGGACAAAAGGAAAACUGUCACAGCACUGAAAGCAGGAGAGGACCGGGCCAUUCUCCUGGGACUGGCCAUGAUGGUGUGCUCCAUCAUGAUGUACUUUCUGCUGGGAAUCACACUCCUGCGCUCAUACAUGCAGAGUGUGUGGACCGAGGAGGCUCAGUGCACCUUGCUGAAUGCAUCCAUCACGGAAACAUUUAACUGCUCCUUCAGCUGUGGUCCGGACUGCUGGAAACUCUCUCAGUACCCCUGUCUCCAGGUGUACGUUAACCUGACUACUUCUGGAGAGAAGCUCCUUCUCUACCACACGGAAGAGACAAUGAAAAUCAAUCAUGAGUGCUCCUAUAUACCUAAGUGUGGAAAAAAUUUUGAAGAAUCCAUGUCCCUGGUGAAUGUUGUCAUGGAAAACUUCAGGAAGUACCAACACUUCUCCUGCUAUUCUGACCCGGAAGGAAACCAGAAGAGUGUCAUACUAACCAAACUCUACAGUUCCAACGUGCUGUUCCAUUCACUCUUUUGGCCAACGUGUAUGAUGGCUGGGGGAGUGGCUAUCGUUGCCAUGGUGAAACUCACACAGUACCUCUCCCUGCUCUGUGAGAGGAUUCAACAGAUCAAUAGAUAAAAGCAAAGUGGAUGAGAUCAUUUUCUUUAAAGCUCAAAUACUUUUUUCUUUCAUUCUUCACCAAAGAACCUUAAGUUUGUAAUGUGCAGUCUGUUAUGAGUUCCUUAAUAUAUUCUUAUACGUAGAGCAAUAAUGUAAAAGCUGUUCUAUAUGCAAACAUGAUGUCUUUAUUAUUCAGGAGAAGAAAUAACUGUUUUUUGUUGGUUGGGUUUUUUUCAUUAUCUUGGUUCAAUGCUGGAACUAGUACUUCCUUCUCUCCUUCCACCAAAAUCAGGCUCAGUUAUUCAUUUGCCAAGCUUCGUGGAGGUAUAUAGACAUAUCAGUGUGAUAAGGUCUGUGCUCAGAGUGGUCAGAUUUCUUGAAGAUAUUUCUGCAAUAUUUUUCAUCAUUCAUUGUUUACUAAAGCUGCAGCCAAAAAUAUUUCUUUUCCUUACUCUAUACUGAGCCCUGUAGCAAGUGAAGGUACCAGAUUUCCUUUAGGACUUUAGGCAUUUUCCUUGUAUUUCUACCAUAUCACUGUAAAGAAGGGGGGAAACCCAGCCAGCUAUUUUUCUUUUAUUACUUUAUACUCAUAACUUUAGAUUUUUUAACUGAUUUCCAAAAAAUAAGGUGUUUUCCUUAACCAAUUCUAUAAUCUCUUCCUGUGCUUUAAAUAGAAAGUGAACAGAGCCCUUUUCCAUGUAAGACCCUGCUAUUAUGUGAGGAAAUAACAUUUACAAGGAGUUUCAUUACCUGUGAACUGACAAUGUUGAAUAGAUGCUCCAUUACAACCUGGGAAAGUCUAUGUUACUAAGAUAUUUGUGUUAAAAUCUUUAUUCCAUUUCAAUUGAACUGUUAGAUGGUAAAAUUAAGAUCCUACUUGCUGGUCAAGACUGGUGGACUGAUUUCAAUGGGUAAAUCUAUUGUGGCAAAUUAACAUAUUGGAAUAUUGCUUUGGGGAAUGUAUGUUUAAAUUAAUGAGUAUGUAGUCUCUCUUUCUGACAAGUAUUCCCUGAUGGGAUUUUAAAGCUAUAUGCACAGAAUAUUUGUCUCCUCUACAUGUUUUACUUUUCUAUUUACAGUUCCCUUUUUUGUUGUUAGAUUUUAUACACACUUUUUUUUCCUGACACACACUUGAACUGAAUAACAGAUUUAAAGGAAGCCUUUGUUCACAUUGACAUUCACUUCUUGUGUUUGGGGGUCAGGGGUGGGGGUGGGGGAAUGAGGAAUUGGUUUUAAACAAAAACAUUCCGUCUUUUAUUUAAUAUCAAUAUCAGAAGAAGAAGACAAACAUCUAUCUUUCUCAUCUAUUUAAGUACCUUUUUCUAAUACAGUAUCAAGUUAUUGCAGAAUUUUACAAAUCAUAUUUGUGGAAUGAAUGGUGAAAUUAAUGUGAUGAAGUAGAAAGUAUUCUGCAAUAUUGUAAUACAUAGUUUGACUUUUCAUAAACAAAUAAAUCCAUAGGGUACAAUCAGGACUUCAAAUGUGUAAUUAAAACUUAAAAAAAAAUC
Molecule: messenger RNA, 2681 nt
Organism: Lipotes vexillifer (Yangtze River dolphin)
Lineage: Eukaryota; Metazoa; Chordata; Mammalia; Artiodactyla; Lipotidae
Gene: KCNMB2
Product: potassium calcium-activated channel subfamily M regulatory beta subunit 2
Exons: 5
Coding region: 484-1191 (235 amino acids)
Biological process (GO): potassium ion transport; detection of calcium ion
Cellular component (GO): voltage-gated potassium channel complex; membrane
Molecular function (GO): calcium-activated potassium channel activity; potassium channel regulator activity
Source: RefSeq, a predicted model, not a curated record